AUGGGUCUGUUAACCCUAGGGGAACCGCUCUCUUGGGAAGAGACGAAAAAGUUGGCUGACCAUGUGAGACAGCAUGGCAUCGAUCAGUUUCUAAACCUGUAUCACCAGUUGUUGGAUCGCAAAGGAGAUGUCUUGAAAUGGGGUGAUGAGGUCGAGUACAUAAUCGUGAAAUUCGACCACGAGAAUAAGACCGCCAAAGUCAGAUUGUGUGCUGAAGAAGUUUUAGAUGAACUCAAUAAGAAAGAAGUAAACGAUCCUGAUAAUGUUAAGUCUCUGUGGAGGCCCGAGUAUGGUUCCUACAUGAUUGAGGGUACGCCUGGAAAACCGUACGGCGGUCUUUUGGCUCACUUCAAUAUAGUUGAAGCCAAUAUGCGAUAUCGCAGAGAAGAAGCACAACAAUUGCUUGAUACAGACGAAGUGCUGAUGACCAUCACCAAUUUUCCCAGGCUUGGAUGUCCAGAGUUCACGUGGCCUGUUGAUCAUCCAACUCCCAAAAGUGGUCCUUCGCGUUCAUUGUUUAUUCCGGAUUCAGCAAUCUAUAAAGGACAUCCGAGAUUCUCUACUCUUACCAGAAAUAUUCGACAGAGGAGAGGGGAACGUGUAGCCAUAAACAUUCCGAUUUUUAAAGAUAAAAAUACUCAAAAUCCUUUUAAAGAAGACUUGAUCAGUAUUGGCGGGGACGCAGAUAGUUUAAAUGCAGCAUUACCCGAUCAUAUAUAUAUGGAUGCCAUGGCUUUUGGUAUGGGCUGUUGCUGUUUGCAAAUGACAUUUCAGGCAUGUUGUAUUAAAGAAGCACGGACACUGUAUGAUCAACUAAGUCCUCUGUGUCCAAUUCUGUUGGCUCUAACAGCAGCAUCACCUGUUUUUCGAGGAUAUCUAACGGAUGUGGAUUGCCGUUGGGAUGUGAUUUCUGGGUCGGUAGAUUGUCGUACCAGACAAGAAAGAGGAUUGGAACCAUUGACUACUGAUAAAUUUGUUAUACCCAAGUCGCGGUAUUCUUCUAUAACAUUAUAUCUUUCUAGUCAAGGUGAAAAGUUUAACGAUGUGCCUUUAGUUUACGAUGAAAAAAUUUACAAUAAGCUGAAGAAUGCCAAUAUUGAUCAUCAAAUGGCUCAACAUGUAGCUCAUCUGUUUAUUAGAGAUACUGUAUCUUUGUUCCAAGAAAAAGUAAACCAGGAUGAUACAGUAGAUAUGGAUCAUUUUGAAAACAUACAGUCUACUAAUUGGCAGACAAUGAGAUUUAAACCUCCACCUCCUAAGUCAACAAUUGGUUGGCGUGUUGAAUUUAGACCAUGCGAAGUUCAGUUGACAGAUUUUGAAAAUGCAGCGAUUGUGUGUUUUGUUGUUCUACUUACUAGGGUUAUACUGUCAUAUCAAUUAAACUUUCUCAUACCCAUUAGUAAAGUUGAUGAAAAUAUGUCAAAAGCUCAAAAACGAUCAGCUGCUCUAUUAGAAAAGUUUUGGUUUCGUAAGAAUAUAACUUCUACAUCUAAAUCAUCAAGUGUUAACAUAAAUGGUACUAAUGAUGAAGCUAUGUACACACUAAUGUCUAUUGAUGAAAUAAUUAAUGGAAAAACUGGUGAAUUCCCAGGUCUUAUUCCACUAAUUCACAGCUACUUGUCUAGUAUGGAAGUAGACACCGAUACACAUUGCACUAUUCAACAAUAUCUAAAACUUAUCUCGCGACGUGCAUCUGGUAAAAUUGAUACAACAGCUAGUUGGAUACGUCGGUUUAUUCAAGAACAUCCAGCUUAUAAACAUGAUUCUGUUGUUAAUGAUGAAAUCAAUUAUGACUUAUUGAUGACUGCUGAUGGCAUUCAAUCUGGUCGUAUAUUUUGUCCACAACUUUUAGGAGAUUGUCUGUUGGCCAACUCAAAAACAAAAGAAACAAUACCACCUGCUGUACAGAAGGUGUAUUCUUGUACCCCAUAAAAAUGAUUAUUGUGUACCUAUUAUUAUACUUUUUUUUUCCAAUAAUUUUUGUUUGUUAUUGAGGUAAUUUAAAUAACCAUACUUCUUAACACUAUGAUUUAUAAAUGAUUUUUGUUUAUUAUUAUACAUGUUUAUAUGUUAUAUGUAAUUAAGUAAUAUAAAUGUAUAAGUUAUAUACAUACAUGUGAGAUGCAAUAGGACAUUUUGGGAAUUAAGAGCUCACAUUAUAUAAAUAUAUAUUUUUUAGCUUUU
Messenger RNA from Sipha flava (yellow sugarcane aphid), 2184 nucleotides. It is a transcript of the gene Gclc, whose product is annotated as glutamate--cysteine ligase catalytic subunit. Gene Ontology annotation, molecular function: glutamate-cysteine ligase activity. Lineage: Eukaryota; Metazoa; Arthropoda; Insecta; Hemiptera; Aphididae. Gene Ontology annotation, biological process: glutathione biosynthetic process. The record is from RefSeq and is a predicted model, not a curated record. The transcript is spliced from 12 exons. The coding region runs from base 1 to 1932 and encodes 643 amino acids. Gene Ontology annotation, cellular component: glutamate-cysteine ligase complex.